Molecule: messenger RNA, 2133 nt
Organism: Lepisosteus oculatus (spotted gar)
Lineage: Eukaryota; Metazoa; Chordata; Actinopteri; Semionotiformes; Lepisosteidae
Source: RefSeq, a predicted model, not a curated record
CAUGCUUUCACUGCACUGACAGCUGGCUGGGCUGGGGCACUCUCCCUUCAAGGAUCGCUGACAUUUGACAGCAGCACAACGAUGGAUACUUUCAGCAUCUCUGAUAACGAGAACGAGGAGUGCUGGAACUCUCUGGAGAACUACAGGCUGCUGCUCAUCAAGACCAUUGAACCGUCCCGCAUCACUCCCUACUUGCGCCAGUGCAAGGUCCUCAGCACAGAGGACGAGGAGCAGAUCUUUAAUGACCCCAGCCUCGUCAUCCGCCGCCGGAAAGUAGGUGUGUUGCUAGACAUCCUGCAGAGGACUGGACAUAAGGGUUAUGUGGCCUUCCUGGAGAGUCUGGAGCUUGAUUACCCAGAGCUGUACCGCAGGAUCACAGGGAAAGAGCCUGCUAGGGCCUUCUCCAUCCUAAUAGACACCGCGGGCGAAUCAGGCUUGACGCAGUUUCUGAUGAGCGAGGUGACCCUGCUGCAGAAGGCUAUCCAGGACGAGAAGAGGCGCAGUCAGGAGCUGGCGGCCCAACUGGCGGCCCGGGAGGACACCAUCAAGCAGCUGCAGGUGAAGGACAGCGAGCUGCGCAAACAGCAGGAGAGGGUGAGGCGGAUGAAGGAGGAGCGUGACGGCUUCAGCGACGAGGCCCGGAAGCUGAAGGACGAGAACUACAGCCUGCUGCGCGACUUCACCAAGCUGAGCGAGGACAAGAACAACGCACUCAUGAGGAACAGAGACCUUCAGUUGGAGAUUGAGAAGCUAAAGCAUAGCCUAAUGAAUGCAGAAAAUGAUUUCAAAAUCCAGAGGAAGCGGACCAUGACACUGAAAAAUGCCAUGGAGCAGCGGCCCAGUCAGGAUAUGAUCUGGCAGAUCCAGAGGCAAAAUGAUCUCCUCAAGGCCCGAAUCCAGGAACUGGAAAAUUCUGUCCAGGCGGGGAAUCCUGGGGAGGCAGAGAAGGACAAGCAGUAUAUUCAGACUCUGGAAGACUACAGGGAGCAGUCCCUGGCCAAAUACCAGGAGCUGGUCAACAACAUCUACAACCUGCGCAAGGAGCUACGCAACGCUGAGGAGCUCCGAGACAAGUACAUGGAAGAGAAGGAGGAGCUUGAGCUGCAGUGCACCUCUCUCAGGAAGGACUCCACAAUGUACAAAGACCGAAUUGAAGCUAUUCUGAAGCAAAUGGAUGAAGUGACGGCUGAGAGAGACCAGGCUAUCCACACCAGAGAGGAGUAUCACCGGGAGUACUCCAAGAGCCUUGUCGACAAGGACCUGUACAGGAAGCAGAUCCGAGAACUGGGCGAACGCAGCGAUGAGCUGCAGAUCCAGCUCUUCAGGAGCCAGGGGGAGGUGCUGGCCAUGGAGACCAAAAUGCGACGUAUCAGCCGAAAGCCCACUACGCCAACUUCAGAUUAUGAAGAUAAUUCCCUAAGGAGUAAUCUGCUGAACCCUGCAAGUCAAGAUGAAGAUAAGGAAGAGUUUAAUAAAUGUGAGCAAUGUUUAUUAACAUUCUUGAGUGAAGACCCUCAGGCACUUCUGUUUGAAAAGUGUAACGUUUGUGUCACUAUCGAGGAUCCCCCUCACCAGUCCCGAAAGUCCAGUGGCAACAGUAUUUCAGCUGAGAAAGGUUCUGCAAAAGGAGAGCUGGCUGACAAGAAAGCGGGCGCUAAGAACACACCAGGACACAGAACACCAAGGCGGCGAGGUGGAAAACACCACAGGGAGCGACAAUACAGACACAGACGGCACAUGACGGCCAGGAAAACUGCAGUCCAGGAUGCCUUUACCGUGACAGAUCUUCUGCCGGAUCGUACGAUCUGUUCAACCUCAAAACUAUUCACCUGACUUACAAUGACUAGAUGAAGGGUUAGUCUGUCAUGGAAAAGCACGCUAACCUAAAACUAACAACAACGAAUGCGUCAAAGAAUAUGCAGAGGUUUGGUAUAGUGCUGUUAUUUUUUAGUUACCCCCUCUGUUUUUACAAUGUUUUAAUUCUGAUGUUCCCCUCAGAAGUGCAGCUUCUUUCUCGUGUUGCACAGUUCAUAGAGCUAUAACUACGUAAAAACAUAAAGGUGCUGGGCAAAAACCUAUUUGUGUUUUUCUUAAUUAAUCAUGCAAUAUUAAAAUGCAUGAUGUUGACCUCCA